Molecule: messenger RNA, 369 nt
Organism: Entrophospora sp. SA101
Lineage: Eukaryota; Fungi; Glomeromycota; Glomeromycetes; Entrophosporales; Entrophosporaceae
Source: the annotation of a GenBank genome assembly
AUGUGGAUACAGAAUCUUGCUUUUGCAAAAGCAAACUCAGAAGCUGAAAAACUUCUAUGGGAAAGGCUGGUGAACGACUUAAAAAAAAUAGACUUGACACAACUUCCAUAUAAUCACCCUCUAUAUUCUGGUAUAUUUGAUAUUGAGUCAUCACCUAUUUCUGAUUUGCCAGAUUCUCUUUGUAAUGUUUUUGAGGAAAAUACCAAAAAAAAGUUUUGCAUAGAUAAUAAUGAAGCAUUGUUGCAAACUUGCAAAGAGUAUAUUCAAGAGAUUGAAUCAAGUAAAAAAUACUUCUUGACACAAUUAAUGCUGCCCUAUGAACGUAAUCUAUGGGAAUUCCAUACAUUUUCUGAAAUUGAGAUUUUUUAG